Amphibalanus amphitrite is the source of this 930-nucleotide messenger RNA. Its product is annotated as formin-like protein 3. The record is from RefSeq and is a predicted model, not a curated record. The transcript is spliced from 2 exons. The coding region runs from base 1 to 930 and encodes 309 amino acids. Lineage: Eukaryota; Metazoa; Arthropoda; Thecostraca; Balanomorpha; Balanidae.
AUGCCUGUCAUGUCCUCCCACCUCCCUAACCCUGGUCCUUCCGCCCAAUCCUUCAUCCGCUUCCGGCUCCUGGACGGGUCACCCAUGUCCGGGCUUUCGCCCUGGGCCGUCGAGGACGCCUUCGUCGGGGCGGUCGGACGCUGUCUCAGCGCCCGGCCGCUCCGCGGUGGCGACUUGCUGGUCCGUUGCGAUCCGGGGGAGCGUCAGCAGCUGCUGGCGAUCACCCGGGUCGCGGGGGCGGAGGAGGGGCACGACUCCCCAUCCUGCUCCAGCCCCUCGGUGUGCUGCGCCGGGUGCGGCGACGAGCACCCCUCGACCGACCCCGGCUGCCCUCGGUGGCUGGCGGAGUGCCAGGUGUCCCUCCUGAUCCGUCAGGGCUGGGAGCCCAGGGACGCCCGCCACUACGUGGCGACCCAUCCGGACGCCGACCCUACCAUCAUCCCCUCCAACUCUGACUCUGUCCGCCGUCCUCCCCCCAACAACCACUCCGAGUACCCCCCUCUCCCUCAGAAGCCUAACUACAUCCCACCUCGCCCGCCCACCCCCCGCUACCCUCCUUCCUCCGGCCGGUCGACUCCCAACGCUCCCCCUCCGCCCCCUCCCCGACCGGCCAGCGCGGCCAGGUCCCCUGCUGUGCCGCCGCGGCCCCCUCGGGCCGCCGGUGCCGACUCUCACGGCACCCCUGCACCUCCUCCACCUCCCCGCGAGCGCCCGGCGCCCCCGGCUUCCCAGCCGAAGGAGACAGACAAGAGUCAGGCGCCGGUCCGUAGCGGGCUGUCAAACUCCGACUCCAACCUCACCGACUCCAACACCACUACCGACCACUCAUCCACGCCCAGCCCCACCACCCCGCCGGGCCGCCCACGCCGCACCAGACUCCAGUCGGCACCCGCCGAGUCACACACCUACACUCUCAGACAGAAACACUAA